AUGUCCCAAUAUAUUGACAGUAGCGGUGGCAAUGAUGAUGACGGUGACAGUGACGGUGAUUGUGACGGUAACGGUGACAAUGACGAUGAUGAUCAGGAUGAUGGUGACGGUGAUGGUGACAAUGACAAUGAUGGUAACAGUGACUGUGACGGCAACAGUGACGAUGACAGUGAUUUUGACAGUAACAAUGACGAUUACAGUGACAGUGAUAAUGACGAUGAUAGUGACAGUGACAGUGACAGUGACAAUGACAGUGGCGGUGGCAGUGAUAGUAACAGUGAUUGUGACGGUGACGGUGACAGUGCUGGUGACGAUGACAUACGUGGUGAUGAUGAUGGUGUCGAUGACAGCGACAGUGACAAUAACGAUGACGAUGACAAUCACGAUAACGAUGAUAGUUAUAGUGACAGUUACGAUGACAGUGUCGGUCACGAUCAUGGUAACGAUGAUGGUGACAUGACAAUGAUAGUGACGGUGACAAUGAUGGUGAUAGUGACAGUGACAGUGACAGUGACGGACACGACGAUGGUGACAAUAACGAUGAUUGUGAUAGUGAUGAUGACAGUGAAGUAA
This is a messenger RNA of Vigna angularis (adzuki bean), 573 nucleotides long. RefSeq lists its product as uncharacterized. NCBI's taxonomy places the organism in Eukaryota, Viridiplantae, Streptophyta, Magnoliopsida, Fabales, Fabaceae. The transcript has a single exon. The coding region runs from base 1 to 573 and encodes 190 amino acids. The record is from RefSeq and is a predicted model, not a curated record.